Molecule: messenger RNA, 2209 nt
Organism: Seriola dumerili (greater amberjack)
Lineage: Eukaryota; Metazoa; Chordata; Actinopteri; Carangiformes; Carangidae
Product: torsin-1A-like
Exons: 5
Coding region: 112-1125 (337 amino acids)
Biological process (GO): protein localization to nucleus; nuclear membrane organization
Cellular component (GO): endoplasmic reticulum; endoplasmic reticulum lumen; nuclear envelope
Molecular function (GO): kinesin binding; ATP binding; ATP hydrolysis activity
Source: RefSeq, a predicted model, not a curated record
ACAACCGGAACGCCUCUCCACCUCCCGGAGUGUUCACUCCGCUUUAACAAGCGAUUAGACACGUUACCUUUUUUUUAAUUUCUUUUGAUAAAGAGGCCACACUUGUGCGAAAUGAAACCGAGGAAACGACACGUCCUGCUGCUGUGGAUGCUGGUCUACUCCGGCCUGACCGAGGCGAUCGAACCCAUCAGCACCACCAUAGCGGUUGGCAUGGCUGCGACUCUGACGGCGUUUUUAGCUAGCUACCAGAACAUAUUCUACCAUUUCCACGAGUGCUGUCGACCCGAGUGGAUUUCGUUCAACAGGACAGCACUCGAGGUUGACCUGAGCAGAAAACUGUUUGGACAGCACAUAGCAUCACGCAUCAUCUUAAAAGCUGUGAAUGGAUUCAUGAAAAAUGCAAACCCAAAGAAGCCCCUGGUGCUCUCUCUGCAUGGAUGGACCGGCACAGGGAAGAACUUUGUCAGUAAGCUGAUUGCUGAAAGCAUUUACAAGGAGGGAAUGGACAGCAACUUUGUUCAUGUUUUCACAUCCACACUUCACUUCCCACAUCCAAGUCAAUAUCUUACAUACAAGUCUCAGUUACAGCAGUGGAUCAAAGGGAAUGUCACCAACUGUGAACGCUCCAUGUUCAUCUUUGAUGAGAUGGACAAGAUGCAUCCUGGCUUGAUCGACAGCAUUAAGCCAUACCUGGACUACUAUGACAAGCUGGAUGGAGUUUCUUAUCGGAAAGCCAUCUUUAUCUUCCUCAGCAAUGCUGGUGGGGACAGCAUCGCACAGACAGCUUUAGAUUUCUGGAAAGAAGGACGAAAUCGAGAGGAGAUCGAGCUCAAAGACCUGGAAAUGUUGCUCUCUCUGUCAGUGUUCAACAACAAAGAGAGUGGGUUUUUUCGUACAAGUUUGAUUGACAAGAACCUGGUGGACUUCUUCGUCCCGUUGCUGCCUCUGGAGUACAGACACGUCGUCCAGUGUGUCAUGGCUGAGAUGAAAGACAGAGGAGUGGAGCCUGACCAAUAUUUGGCAGACAAACUGGCCAAAGAUUUGGUCUAUUUCCCCAAAUCUGAAAGAGUCUUCUCUGUCAAAGGCUGCAAGACGAUAGAAAGCAAGCUGGACUACUACACAUAAUAUCACCAUGGGAUGGACGCUACGUGCACUUUUUUUAAUAAAGAAAACUGCUCUCAGCCAAAUGACUGAAGAGAGGAAGUCCAGCUGACUGAACUCUUUGGAGGUUUCUCUGUCUGACUUCAGGGCCACGAAGAGGGUCAGCAGGCCUUCUCCAAUGUUUCCUCUUGCUUACACUGAAUGAAGGGGCUGAUGAAAGCGCUCAGCACUAGUUGAGUGACGAAAUAAUAAGAUUGGAAUAUUAUCCUUUCUAACUGAAUAAGGGGUUUGAUAUCUGCUUUUAUGUCACAACGAGAGUUUCAAAGACGGUGCUGUUUUCCUGAGAGAUUCAUAAUGACUACAUGUGUCCUGAAAUGGACACGUUACUGUUUUGAAUUUGUUUUUCAAUCUGUACUCCAUGUACAUGGAUUACUGGAAAACAUCUGCCUUAAGUUUUUGCUGUCAUGAUUUUUAUAACAUCUACUGUGUUAUUUUAUACACAUGUCCACUGUACAUACGAGUUCAUUAGCAGUGUCGGACUUUGUGGGGUAGCUAGCACUGCAGAGCUGCUCCUAGAAAAUUCUCACUGUUCAAAUGCAACAAUACAUAAUUCAGAUGUAAAUUUGAGUGGAUACUUGGAAUUUUUUUUUUAAUGAGCUGCAGUGGGACACUUCAUGAACUCAGGAUAAUAUUCUCACAACACACAUGAAAAACAAUUUUACCAAGACUUGAUUUUUCUUAUUUUCAAAGAUGCAGACUGUUCAUAAUAUAACAUUCGAAUGAUAUUGUUUAUAUGAUUGGUUGAUUGAUUUUAAAAGAGGUAAUAAUUGUGCCCCAAUCCAGUCAAAAUGUUUUUUAAAGCAGAAUCCUGCCUGUACUAUAAUUUGUCUUUAAAGAGGAGGAAGUGUUAAAUCAUACGUAGACCUGCCCAGACAUUGUGAAAAAAGUUGUUCUGUUGGUUUCUCAAACUCUGACAGUUUGCUGUGACUGUGGAGAAACACUGUAGGUGUGGAUGUAAAGCUGAUAUUAUUGAGCUGCUUUGCUGUAAACACUAGGAAACACACAGGAAAAAAAACAUCACAAAUAAAAUGAGAAAUUUUUAUUUGUA